Messenger RNA from Hibiscus syriacus, 2251 nucleotides. RefSeq names its product rhamnogalacturonan I rhamnosyltransferase 1-like. The record is from RefSeq and is a predicted model, not a curated record. The coding region runs from base 164 to 1678 and encodes 504 amino acids. The transcript is spliced from 8 exons. NCBI's taxonomy places the organism in Eukaryota, Viridiplantae, Streptophyta, Magnoliopsida, Malvales, Malvaceae. Gene Ontology annotation, cellular component: cytoplasm.
GGAUCUUCCAAGAUCCUGCUAGGUUUUAUUUUUGGAAGAUUAGAAGAAACGCAAGAGAUUUUUUGGUUAAUUGGGAUACCUGCAUUGAUCGAAUUUGAAAUGGAAUAAAGCGGUGUAGUAAUCGUGGGGUGGGGGAUGUGGAGGAGAUCGGAGAUUGCUGGAAAUGUGCAGUGUUGAAGGGAAAGUGAGGAAGGGAGGGAUGAGAAUGGGGAUAAUGAAAAGCGGAGGGGAGAGAGUCGAAAAGCUGAAGAGCUCGAGAAUGAAGCUGUGGAUGAUACGCGCCACCGCAUCGGUGUUGCUUUGGACUUGCAUCGUACAAUUAACGGCGGUAGGGGAGACGUGGGGACCACGCGUCCUUAAAGGAUGGCCUUCCUGUUUCACUCACCAGGAUUCAUCCUUCUCUGUCAUUGAAGACAAAGUCCCCUCCGUUCCUGCUCGUGUACUUCCUCCCAAAAGGGUAUACAAGAACAAUGGUUACUUGAUGGUUUCAUGUAAUGGAGGUCUCAAUCAAAUGCGAGCAGCUAUUUGUGAUAUGGUUACCAUUGCAAGAUAUUUGAAUGUCACACUUAUAGUUCCGGAGCUGGAUAAAUCAUCCUUCUGGGCUGAUCCCAGUGAAUUUCAAGAUAUAUUUGAUGUGGAGCAUUUUAUUACCUCAUUGAGAGAUGAAGUUCGUAUAUUGAAGGAGCUGCCUCCUAGGCUUAAGAGGAGAGUUGAAAUGGGGAUGGUGUAUUCCAUGCCACCAAUUAGCUGGUCUGAUAUAUCCUACUACCGUAACCAGAUUCUUCCUCUGAUACAGAAGCAUAAAGUAGUACAUCUGAAUAGAACUGAUACUCGACUUGCCAACAAUGGGCAGCCUUUAGAUGUUCAGAAGCUGCGAUGUCGUGUAAAUUUUAGUGCUUUGAGAUUCACUUCUCAGAUAGAGAACUUAGGCAAACGAGUUAUUAAGCUUCUGAGGCAAAAUGGUCCUUUUAUAGUACUUCAUCUCAGAUAUGAAAUGGACAUGUUGGCAUUUUCAGGCUGUACCCAAGGUUGCAACAAUGAGGAGGUGGAGGAGUUGACAAGAAUGAGAUAUGCUUAUCCCUGGUGGAAAGAAAAAAUAAUAAAUUCUGACUUGAAAAGGAAGGAUGGUUUGUGCCCUUUGACGCCUGAGGAAACUGCCCUCAUAUUGAGGGCGCUGGACAUUGAUAAUAGUUAUCAAAUCUAUAUUGCAGCUGGUGAAAUAUAUGGUGGAAAUCGGAGAAUGGCAAGUCUUGCUGCUUCUUAUCCCAGAUUGGUUAGAAAGGAGACUCUAUUGGAGCCAUCAGACCUUGGGUUUUUUCAAAAUCAUUCGUCCCAGAUGGCAGCAUUAGAUUAUCUUGUUUCAUUGGAGAGUGAUAUUUUCAUUCCUACAUAUGAUGGAAACAUGGCUAAAGUUGUUGAAGGCCAUCGCAGAUUUCUGGGGUACAAGCAUACAAUUCUAUUGGACAGAAGGCUUUUAGUUGAUCUGAUAGAUCAGUACAAUAGUGGAUCCCUAACUUGGAAUGAGUUCUCAAAUGUUGUGAAAGAAUCUCAUGCAAGUCACAAGGGGCAACCGACACGACGAUCGGUGAUUCCUGACAGGCCUAAAGAAGAGGACUACUUCUAUGCCAACCCAGAAGAAUGCUUGCAACCAUCAUAUGGUCAACUGCGUAGCACGUGAAGACGAAACCUAAAGGUAGUUUCUCUAUACAACUAUGACUACAAAGAAGGUUUUUCUUCCUAGGAUUCAGUUCCGUAGAUCCGUAGCGCAUUAAAACUUGAAGAAAGCCUGAGAGGGUCUGGUGAAGUAUUUGGUGGACACAACUUUUAAUAUAUCCAAAUAACAAGAAGCAUGUAUAGAAAGAGCUGUCCUGCGGUUAUUGGUUAUAUCAGAUCAAAAUGCGUUGGACACGAGGGAUUCAAGUAUAAAUUUAGAAUUAUCAAGACUGGAUCAGAAGGUUAAUCCCUUACUGCUUUCGUCGUGCAUUUUUCUUUUAGAUUGCUUUGCGAUCUAGUUAGUAUUCUAGCACAUAUAAAUUCUAGGAUUCAUGAUGUCACAACCUACACAGACACCAUUGUACUUGUUUCUGGUAUGGCCUCAUGAAUGGUUGAAAGCAUUGAAUAUCAACUUUACUACAACUUUUAUCAUGUAAAUUGAAUGGCCGGAACUCAACAUUUCGAGUCGAGUAACUUGGUUUUGCCUUUCAUUUGGGAAAAGUAUGGUCCCCUUUUCUUAUCAAGUAGGAUAUUUGUC